CGCUAACCCCCGGUCUACUCCUCCGGGUCUUAAGCCUAAAGCCCCUUUCAUCUUCUUCUUCCUCAAUUCUCAUACGCACUUCCAUCUAUAAUCUAUCUCUAAUAGAUAUAUAUAUAUACACGUUGUGUUGUGUGUAUAUAUAAAUUAUAAAUUAUAAAUAUAAUUUAUAUAUACACACAGAUAUAUAGAUAUAUAUAUUUUUAAGAGCAGAAAAUUCGUUUCCCAGGUAUUAGUGCAUUAUCGUGUAUUUGAGAUCUUCGCCAGAGAUUUUUGAAUCAUUUCUGAGGUAUAAGGACGGAACAGUAAGGAGGCAUGUUGCGAUCGUGUUUUAGGCCGCUGGAGAGGUGUUUGGGCCUGCGGAGCGGCGACGGACUUCUGUGGCACAUGGACUUGAAGCCUCACGCCUCCGGCGACUUCUCAAUUGCCGUUGUUCAGGCGAAUUCCUCCCUCGAAGACCAGAGCCAAGUCCUCACUUCUCCGUCCGCUACUUACAUCGGCGUCUACGAUGGCCACGGCGGUCCUGAAGCUUCGCGCUUCGUCAAUCGCCACCUCUUCCCUUAUCUACAGCAAUUUGCAAGGGAGCAAGGAGGACUGUCAACGGAUGUAAUCAAGAAGGCUUUUCGUGCCACAGAAGAGGAUUUCAUUCGAUUAGUUAAGACAUCGUUGCCAGUAAUGCCACAGAUUGCUUCUGUUGGAUCUUGUUGUCUUGUAGGUGCAAUUUCGGAUGGUGAAUUGUAUGUAGCUAAUUUAGGAGACUCAAGAGCAGUUCUGGGGAGGAGAGCUUUUGAUGGGGAGAUGAAAUCUGUUGUUGCAGAACGAUUAACUACUGAUCAUAAUGUUUCAUGCGAGAAGGUGCGAAAGGAGGUUGAAGAACUUCAUCCUGAUGAUUCGCCUAUUGUAUUCUAUUGUCGAGGAGUUUGGAGAAUCAAAGGCAUAAUUCAGGUGUCAAGAUCUAUCGGUGACGUCUAUCUUAAGAAACCCGAGUUUAACAGAGAUCCCAUCUUUCAGCAAUUUGGAAACCCUGUACCUUUGAAGCAUCCUGUACUAACAGCAGAACCGUCAAUUGUUACCAGAAAAAUUCGGCCACAUGACUUAUUUUUGAUAUUUGCUUCUGAUGGCCUCUGGGAACAUUUAAGCGACGAAGCAGCAGUUGAUAUAGUGUUCAAAAACCCAAGACCUGGAAUAGCUAAGAGAUUGGUGGGAGCAGCUCUUCAAGAGGCUGCUAAGAAGAGGGAGAUGAGGUACAAGGACAUACAGAAGAUUGAAAAGGGAGUUAGGCGCCAUUUCCAUGAUGACAUUACAGUAGUUGUGAUUUAUCUGGAUCAACAUAAAAGAUCUUCCCAUCCUAAAGGAACGAUUGACUCUGUUAGCGCCCCCAUGGACAUCUUCUCAGCCAACGUUACAGACAAUAAAACGCUCGGGCUUUCUUGAGCAUGGACAGCCUAAUUAAGGGUAGCAUACUGACUACAUGACAAGAGUAGGCUCUCUGGUUGAAAGAACCAUCUUUCCUGGAAAGACUGUGCAGGGUUGGUGUAUAGAUAAUUAUGGUUCUUGAGCAUGAAAACAUGGUUUUUUUGCUGUUUUGGAUCUGAUGUAUACAUUUGUUUGUUCUUUAUAAUACAUAAUAUGCAAGAAGGGAUCCCAAAAUGACUUAUUUGCUGUA
Molecule: messenger RNA, 1663 nt
Organism: Ipomoea triloba (trilobed morning glory)
Lineage: Eukaryota; Viridiplantae; Streptophyta; Magnoliopsida; Solanales; Convolvulaceae
Product: probable protein phosphatase 2C 63
Exons: 4
Coding region: 313-1431 (372 amino acids)
Biological process (GO): protein dephosphorylation
Molecular function (GO): protein serine/threonine phosphatase activity; cation binding
Source: RefSeq, a predicted model, not a curated record